Molecule: messenger RNA, 2572 nt
Organism: Pelagomonas calceolata
Lineage: Eukaryota; Pelagophyceae; Pelagomonadales; Pelagomonadaceae
Source: the annotation of a GenBank genome assembly
CGUGCAAUGGACAGGAAGCUGCAAAUGCGUCGCCGCUACGUGCUUGCAGUCCAGUGCGGCUGUCCAAUGCAAUUGCUGCCCACUUGUUGUUUUGCACUCGCAAGAGCUGCAGCGCUGGCCGGCGGCCGUGCGCUGGUUGCGACCGUUCACGACAGCUCGCAGAGCGUCUACAAAGUACCGUAGCAGCCGUCGCGCGAGAGGCAAAAAGCACAAGCAGCUAGCGGCAUAAGACAUACUAGAGAGCGGGAAGCGGGGUUUUCUUCCAGGCGCCAGAGCUCUUGUACGAGUAGAGUCAGAACACGAGGCCAUGCGGGCGAGAAUCGAGCAGGCCGAGAGGUACGGGGCAGCCCAACCGUUCACCUGGGGCUGCUCAUAAACAGCACGCGGUCCGCCGUCUCGUGGAGUCGCGCAAGCCGUGCGACCUACCAGGCUCGUGCAGGACCUGACGGCACCGCCGCAGCAGUAGCGUCGAGUCUCGCGCGCCGUGAGACCUGCCGUACCGGCAGUACAUCACAGGGACAAAGAUGCCUCUCGAACCGCUGCGCUCCAAGGUCGUCGGCGCCGGCGCACCUAAUAAAGAUGCGACCUGGCUGCCCGCGCCAUCAUCAACAGCAGGAGACCUCCUCUCCACGAAGAACUUCUACUUCGCCGAUAGGAGCACGCAAUUAGAUCUGGAGGCGAUCCGCGACAUCGAUCUGGAGCGCAUCGAGAAGGAUGUUGAUAUAGAAGCCCUGCAGAGGCACCUCGAGCCGCUCGUGUUCGGGAGAUUGCCGGAAGUGUUAGAUGCCGGCGAGGGGCACGCGGCCUUCCGGAAGCUGUUCCGCCUGUCUCAGUUAACUUUAGAAUAUCUGCUGAACGUGCAAGACGUAUUAGCUGAAGGGCUCGAUAAAGCUUCCCAAGCAUGCUCGGAGUCGUCUAGGAAUGCGGAGAGAUAUCGCAAGCGCGCCAAAAAAUUAGACGCUCGGGUGAAGAUGCUGGAAAGAGAUUUGGCCUCAAAAAGGGACGCGGCGCACGCCUACCAGGGCCUCGUCAUGUCGGCUUCCUCAAGACCUCCCGCACCGGUCGUCCAGCCCAUGUCCGUGGCCACGGAACCGUCCGUGAACUUUCCCCUUGGGGAUGCUACUGUCUAUGUGACGCUGCCCGACGGCACGGCGACGCAGCACGCCAUUCAAGAAGGUACUACUGCGGCGGAUUUGAGAAACAGGGCGGGGUAUACGGGCCGGACCUACUUUCGCGGUAGAAGGUUGGCUGCGGACGUCACCCUAGGCGACGCGGGCGUGCGCGACGGUGAUUGUAUCAUGGUCGUCCAGGACGGCCUGGAUCAGGGGCAACAGGAACCGUUAGAUGAUCGCAUCGCGGAUCUGGAGCGAUCCAUCCGCGGGGAGCUCGCCAUGCAGGUGCAGACGCAACUCGCGGCUCUACGCGGGUCAUUACCUUCUCAGUCACAACCCGCACAGCCUCAGGGCUGCCUCGCCGGCGACUUGGAGGACGACGACGAGGCCGUUGACGACGAGACGGGGAUGCAAACCGUCCUCACGUCGCCGUUCGACGCGUCGCAGAGUGGCUUCUUCGGCGGCCCGUCGCCGCACGCCGGCGAUUUGAGAGCGAUGGAGACGCGGCUGAGCGCCCAGAUGGACGCGCUCGAGGCCAAGAUGUCGGAGCUCAUGGGCGACGCCGUGCACCGCGUCACCUUACCUAGAGCGACGACGCCGGUAGCACCCGCGGUGAAACAGAGCGCGCGGAAGACGACGCCGCGGCCCGUGCCGGCCACGCCGAAAGCCACGACGCCCUACGCGGGCGCCGUCGAGGACGACGUCGAGGACGAGGAACCGCCCCGCGACGCGAGCUUCGAGUUCUCGUGCGUGUUCGGGGAAGGCGCGUGGCCCGUAAAACCGAAGGGCAAGCUCUCGCUCGUCGUGGCGCCGGAGGAGACGAUUGCGACGGUGCGAUGCGCCGUGGCCGCGAAGCUGGACCUCGAGGUCGAUCGCAUCCGGUUACGGGAUAACACAACGGGUGAGGAUAUUGGAACCGCGGCGGACUUGGAGGAGGCGGACGUCGUCUGCCAGAUCGUGCGCGGCGAUCUUAUUAGUGAUGGGCAGGUCGAGGAUUUGGCACGCCUCAAGUCCAUCCUGGGCGAUAAUGCAAUCGACGAGUCGACGGCGGCGCAGCGCGAAGCACUAGAUGCGUCCGUCGAAGCGCGACGGGCCGUCUGGCGGGCCGUGCCGCCGGCGCACGGCGCGGCGGCCGCGACGCGCGAGGACGUCGUCCACCUCGAGGUGCGGCUGAACGCGCUCCAGAAGCUCGUGGCUUCCAUCGACUCGACGACGACCUGGGACGCGGAGAUGGUCGCCAAGGUCGACGAGGCCUUGUCGGCGUUCGGCGGCGGGCUCGAUCCGGCCGUCAACGCGGCCGUCGCUCGUAUAAGGGCCCGCGUCGACGAGCGGGCCGCGCUCGUCGCGGAGCGCGUGGCGGAGUAAGGGUUCUGCUCUAAGCAAGACUAGUGCUGCAGCUGCGGCGGCGCUAGUGGCCUCGCGCUAGACGAUCCUGGCUGUUUUUGCUCAGUGCUCGCUGC